Messenger RNA from Limulus polyphemus (Atlantic horseshoe crab), 6330 nucleotides. RefSeq lists its product as uncharacterized. The transcript has 4 exons. The coding region runs from base 301 to 5037 and encodes 1578 amino acids. NCBI's taxonomy places the organism in Eukaryota, Metazoa, Arthropoda, Merostomata, Xiphosura, Limulidae. The record is from RefSeq and is a predicted model, not a curated record.
UUGUCUUCUGUGAAAGGCGCGGAUAUCUGAGAGGGGGUAGUGGUGUUCUCAAAAACGUGUGUGAGAAGAUGUUUCAUAGCUUAAUGAAGUUUAAAGUAAUUUAAUAUCGAGUUAUUAAUUACUUAAUUGUGAAUGCUCGGUGGAAUAUAUUUUGUGAGGAUGAAAAACAGAAAAACUGUUCUUCAUUAUAGAAUUAUGCACAUUUCGAAUGAGCUCGGUGUAUUUACUUUUUAAUACUACUGUUAUAUAUGUAUAUACUUGAAUUUCAAAAGAAUAAGUUCUAGUUUUUACUUCUAGUGUAUGCGACAAUGUGUAACUUGUACUGAAGUUGUAGUGAAACAUUCACAUAUUAUUGACCUAAAUAUGUCAAAUUCAAGACAAGAUUGCUAUUGGCAAAAUUUGGUUGAAAUGAACUAUUCUUUACUUCAGCCCGUGGUUAUGCUGGAAAGGUUGCCUGAUGAAGUGAUAGAAUCACAUGUUGAGAGUUAUGAAUAUUCCAAAUGGGCAGCUGGUAAAUUAGUACAUGAUGAAAAAUGCUACCCCUCUUGGAGUUGGUAUGUUGCCGAAAAUAAAUCUACCAAAUGGGACCGAAGUCCAGUACCUCCGGGAAAAGAUCAAUCAUCAUCAGUGGCAGGAAAUUUUAAGUUAACCUCUCUUUAUGAAAAUGCUGAAAAACAAGCAUUGUUCAGAACUACGUGCACGAGUAAAAACAAUGUAAGAUGCUCAAAAUGUGGAGUUUUAUUUUUAAAGACAAAAGCUACUGCCAUGUGUUUGAAUUGCAGACCUAAGGCUCCAGCCAUGGAAAAGAUAAAAAAACAAUGGAAGCAGAUGAGCAUAAAUUCAUAUAAUCUGCCUAAACAAAGAGCUCAUAUGGUAAUUAAUGAUAAAUCAGAAGAAACAAACCUGCAAACUAAUGCCAAAAGAAUAGAACUAAUUAAAUAUCCAAAAAAAAGGAAAUGGCCUGAAGAAAAGCAUUACAAUAAUGAUGAUAAAUGUGGUUUUAAGUCACUGGAAAGCAAAGUGACUAAAAGGAUAAGAAACUGGGAUGGUUCAUUCACUCAUGCAAACAAACUAACACCAAUCAACAAGCAGAAUUCUCAAAGAAUUUCUUGGGAUUCGUCUAGUAAAAUUUUCAAGAAUGAUGAUAUGUUGCCAGUAAAAAAAACUAACAGUAGUUUACAUAACAAAAAGUCAAAUAUAUUAGAAAAUCAUAAUUGGAUUAGGGAUCAAAAAGGUAAUGGAACUAAUAAAUGUCAUUUAUUGGUUGAUAAAAUAAAAACAACUCUCCCUAAAAAAGAAGGUACAUUUAUGAACUUCCAAAAAAGGGCAAUAAUAAAAAAUGAAAAAAGUUAUCAGAAAAUUGUAAACCUUGAUCAUAAAACAAGAAAAGAGAAAGAUGAUGAUUUAUGUAUGCAGACUCUUGAGAGAACUGAUAUUCAUGAAAGAAUAAAAAUCAAUAGUGGUGAGAUUCAACCUAAACAUUCACCAUCACAGCAGAAAGGAUUAAGGACCAAUGAAGUGGAAUGGAAAAAAUACCAAAAGAGUUCACAUUCAGAGAAUUUUAACACUAACAAAAAUAGUUGGAGAAAUGAGGAGGUAUCCUACACUGUUCGUAGUGAUUGUAUUAACGAAGUCAAUCCAAAUUCAAAGAAAGUAAUGGAUGUCGGUUGUUCUCAAGGUAAUAAGAUAGGAGAAUGUUUACAGCCUCGGAACACUGUAAAUGUUGAAACCCAACAAGACAAAAAGCAGGCUUUGGAAAGCUUUAGUUGUAAAAAUAGUAAUCAAAAUGAAGAUUUAAAGCAUAAUGUAAAAAUGAAGGAAAGUGAUAAGAAGGUUGACGAAUGUCGAUCAACAACAACAAAGGUAAUAUUGAAUGUUGACAGAAAUAAAAUAAUGUUUACACAAGCAGUGGGAUCAUGUGAGAAGAGAGGUGUGGAGGUUAAGGAUGUAAGAAAUGGUCUCCUUCUCAUGACAUUUGGUGAUGACGAAGACAUAAUCAGUGAGACAGAAGAACCUUUAGUUAAAUGUCAGAUACCAGAAGAGGGUGUUUGUGGUACUUUUCAAGAAGGUAACACAGAUAUGCAUUAUUAUAAUGAUAAUUUACAACAUUUAGAAGAUCAAGAGCCCAAUUGUGAAGUAAAGAAUAAUUGUGUGAAACUUGGAGACAAAUUUAAACCAGUUUUGCAUUGUGAUAAUAGGAUAAAGAAAAGUUUAACACCUGAAAGCGUGAAGGAUUUCGAAAUGGGCAAAGGAAAUUUAAAGAAAAGUGUUGGAAAGAGGACUGUAAAAGUACCAGAGGUUAAAGAUGACCAUGGUCAUUUACAGCUAAUCAGCCACUCGAGUUCUCAAAACUCCAUUUCUAACCUUAAAGAUCCAAAAAUUAUACAACAUGUGACUUUCCAUGAUGAAACUGAUAAACAGUAUGGUAAAUUUCCUGCUAAUUCAAAAGUAAUGAGCCAAUCAGAAAGUGCAGAAUCCAUCUCUAGUUACGAAAAGUCAGUACCUCUCGUUGAAAAUGUCAAUUUAAAUAAAAAGAAAUUGACAACCUUAAAAGAAGAAAUUGUUAAUUUUUGGAAAGAAGGCUCAACAAUGAUCACUCCUUUAGAUGAACUUGACUGCCUAACUGUAGCAAGCAUUGUAGACUUGGAUUGUGGUCCUGAAAGGGCAAUGAACUUGUUCAGAUUCAAGCUAUUGCAGAAUGUUUGCCUCCUAAAAAAAUUGGCUAUUGCAGAGCAGAAUCGGGAGAUUCCUGCAGAGGUAGUUAAGAAAAAUAAAAACAUGAUAUUAUCAGCAAUUACAAAACUUCUUUUUUCAGUUAGAUUAGUAAGAAUGUCCAAAGAUGAUUCUCAGUCCACACAUCAAGAAAAUGUUCAAAGUAAUUUAAGUUGUAACAGUCAUUAUAGUGAUCAUGUAUCAGUAGGAACAGAGGUUUCUUCUGCAAUAGAUAUUAUUAACAGCCAGCUCUCAAGCAAAGAAUGUGAACUAUCCUUAGAUGAUCAAAAUCAGAAUCAACAGUUGGUAGAAUCUUUGCAUGAAUGUCUUGGGUUUGAAAGUGCAAGGAACCCGUAUAAUUCAGGUAAAAAGUCCAUUGAAUAUGAUUUUGUUCCAUUGUCAUCCAGUGCACAUCAGACAAGCAGUUUUAACUAUGAACAACAGUUACAAAAUAUUAAUAUUGUGCCCACAGAUAAAAAAAACCCAGAAGCAUCUCCAAAAAAUUCUGCUAAACAACAGUUGUUUCAUUUAUCUAGUGGACAAAACAGUUUUGGCACAAGGGUGAAUGAAGUUUCAGAGAAGUGUUCUACGAAUGGACAAGCCUCAAGUCAGACAAAAACAUUGAUGAAGAAGACGACAGAACUUCCUCAAGGUGUAACACAUUCAAAUAUAAAGUUAGGUCAACAACUACAUGACAGUAAUGUGGCUCCUGAACUUACACCAUCAUCAAAAACUAGUGGAAGUCUUUAUGAAAAUCAUUUUGAAUCCAUUUUAAGAAAGCAAAGUGACGAGACAAUUUCAAAGUUGGCACAAGGAGAGCUUUGCUCUAAGCAACCGACAGAAAUGUCUGCACAAAAGAAACAAGAUAUAGAAACUAAUUUGACGCAGGAGCUAAAUCUUAUUAAAAGUUAUUUAGCCCAACAGUUUUUGAAGUCUAUUCAAAAGCCACAUCAGGAUGUAGAGCCUUCAGAAUUAUCACAUCAGAGUUUAGAUACAGAUUUUGUAGGUAUGUCACAUCAGCAUUCGAAGUUAAGUGAAAACCCUCAUAUGAAUCAUUCCCUGACUUGUGAGUCACAAUUACAGCAGCUUGGCAUAGAAAGUCCAAAUCCAAACAUUAUUCAACAGCCAAGACUGAACAGUAAUUCAUGCAAUCAACAACAUGUGAUGUUCUCCAACCAACAGCAUUACAAGGACAGUACUAGUGCCACAUGUUAUAGAUUAGCACCCAAAAGAGUAUUUAGUCAACAUCAGCUCCAGCAAAUAGCUGCCCUGACCUUUACACAAGGACAUAGUUCUAAAGUAACAUCUGAAGAGCCAUCUGAUGUUGGAUCCAGUCAGGUUCACCAGCAAUUAUCAUACCCCAAAAAAGAUCAUGAAUCUCAAUAUGUUCAAGAAUCCAUCACAACCAGUACACAACAACAUUGGGACAAAAAGACAGAGCUUUCACAACAGGAAAGAUCCAUAAAAUGUACUCUUAACCAGGUGUCUGCAACAUCCGUUCCUUCAUAUCCAUUUACUGCACUGCUGCAAAAGAAUUCCCUAAAUAUUGCAAAUUCCACAAUAUCACCAGCUCUUGGUCAUAAACAAAUGUUAUUACCCACCAUUAGAUUGGUCCCUGAUGAAAACAUUCCUUCAUAUUCCAACCUAAGGCCAGUGCUUCAAGUACCUAAUAAACCUUUUUAUCAAAGAAUACUUUCUAAUUCAAGAAACUCUGUGUCUCCGGAGUCAGAACGUACCUCUGUUAGUAGUUGUACAUCAGGAGAUACGUGCAACUCACCAGUUUUAGAAAAUGACUUGCAAAGUAAACAGUGUAUUGAUGAUUUGAAUCCAACAUUAGUAUCUCCCAUCUCUCACAACAUUGGUCAUUGGACAAAAAACAUUGGACAACAGAGUGAACCUGAAUCCAUAACCUAUGAUCUUCAGUUGGGAAGAAUGAAUAUGCCACUGUGUCCUCCAUAUAGCCUUCAACAAAAUUUUCCAGAAUUAACAAAUGUUAUCUGCACUCCAAAGAAUCAGUAUUUCUCAAAAGCAUUUACUUACCAUCAGGUUGGAAGUUCAAAUCCAACAGUACCAAGAAGUGGUUUGGUUCCUUGUGCAACUAGAGUACCAAUGCCCAACAUAACCUCGCCAUCUAGUACAAGUUUCAUGAUUCACUCAGGAAUCAAAGAGAGUUCUCUGCUACCACUGUCCCAGUGUAUGUUGUGUGGGAAACAAGCUAAAAACGUUUGUUCAGCCUGUUCCAAAGUCUCGUAUUGCGGAGAAGCUUGUGCCAAGAUGUACUGGACAAUGAAACACUUCCAAGAAUGUGAACGUUUACAAAGCUGAUCAAAAAGUGUUUGGUCUUGAUGAAGUAGACAUGUGGCCCUGUUCGUAAACCAGAAUGGCUAAAUGAUUUGCCUCUGCAGACUCGGGUACUGUUAUGUUUCUUUGAGAUAUGGAUUUUAAGAAUGUGGUUUCCAUCUACCAGGUGGUGUUUACCUCAACAGUGCAAAUAGAAAGGAAACUCGGAGAAGUUCUGGAAGACCUGCAGGUUGAGAUUGUUGAAUUGUGAUUUACUAGACUUGUUUGAUUUGCACAAAUAUAUACGUCUUAAAGAAUGUUACAUAAAACUGGUGCUACAACUUUACUACCUGAAAUUAGUACUGUUACCUAUAUCCUUCAAUUUUUUCAGAAGGAGAAGGCUUGUGUACUCUUUUAAAAAAAAAAAAAAAUGUCCAUGCUUCAACAGCUGUAAAUAUGUAAAAUGUUUGAAGACUACUGUACUUCAUAGACUUAAAACUACAUUGAUGGAAAUGUAGUUAUUGUAUUACAGGAAGAAUAACUUCAAAAAAGUAAAUGUGCAUACACCGUUAAUAACUCAUAAAUGUAAAUACCGACAUGUUAUUAAUAUACCAAAAUACCAGUGUAUUUAAUGCUGCUUGUAAAUAUUUAAGAACUUUCUUUGAUAUAUUGUUUAAGCAGAGUAUUUGUGAUGAAAUUUGUUUAAAUGGAUGGCAACUGCCUGUUGUAGAUGGCUGCUGUCUGUUCAAAAACUUUUGUUAUUAAUAAUGAAGUAUGAAGCCUAACGUUAUUAGAUCUAGGUUUACAUUUCCAUUUUUUUUAAUGCAUUAAUAUUUCUUGUAUUAAUUUAAGUAUUUCAAGUUAACAGUGGAAAACUUCAAGUUCUCCCCAAAUUAGCAUAAUGUUACAAAAAAAUAAAAUGUAUUUCUUGUACUUUGAAGGUCGUAGCAAUAGUUGGUAUGUGACAUUUAUAAAAAAGUAAAAAUUGUUUUAUAACUGGACUUGUGUAUAUUGAGCAAUAGGAAAACAGGAUGUAAGGAAUUAAUUUUUUUUUCAUUAGACCUGAAGAUAUUUUCUCAAGGUCAUACUAAUCAAUUCUUUUUUCCAUUGAUGUUUACUUUCCAGUGAUUUUACUAACAAUAUAUAUAUAUAUAUCAUUUAUUGUUAUAACCGCUGCCUUUGAUGCAAAAUUAGCAUCCAAGAGAAACUCAAAACACCUGAUGUUCAUAGCAGACUAACUAUGCAGGAUACUGUGAUAGCUGCAAAGUUUUCCAUCUGUCGUGCGGUUUGUCAGUUUUUGCCGUUUAGAUCUGUUGAAUAAAGGUAGCUUUCACAUCA